Messenger RNA from Zonotrichia leucophrys gambelii, 1762 nucleotides. Its product is annotated as protein CutA homolog. The record is from RefSeq and is a predicted model, not a curated record. The coding region runs from base 45 to 533 and encodes 162 amino acids. The transcript has 6 exons. Lineage: Eukaryota; Metazoa; Chordata; Aves; Passeriformes; Passerellidae. Gene Ontology annotation, biological process: response to metal ion. Gene Ontology annotation, molecular function: copper ion binding.
CGGCGCUCCCGGCUCGGGCACGGCAGGUGGAGGGAACGCCGGGCAUGGAGGGGCCGAGGCAGCGCUGCCCGAUGGCCCCCGGUGCGCAGGGCUGGGCCCGGGCCGGCCGCGGCACCGCGCUGCUGGUGCUGGCGCUGCUGCUGCUCCUGCACCCCCUGCUCCGGGGCCUGGCUCUGCAGCUGCACUCGGCUCUCACGGGCAGCUACGUGCCAGGGACACACUCGGUGGUGUUUGUCACCUGCCUCAACGAGCACAUCGCCAGGGACAUCGCCAGGGCCAUCAUGGACAGGAGGCUGGCUGCCUGUGUGAACAUCCUGCCCAAGAGCUCGGCCCUGUAUUUCUGGAAAGGGGAGCUGGAAGAAUCCACUGAAAUACUGUUGCUGGUGAAAACAAGGACGUCCAAAAUAGGGGAAUUGUCCAACUACGUCAGAUCCAUCCAUCCCUUUGAAAUCCCCGACAUCAUCAGCCUGCCCAUCGAGCAGGGGAACCCUGCCUACCUCCGGUGGAUGGAGGAGAACGUCCCACGGCACUGAGAGGCACAAAGUACCGCUCAUUUUUGGGGAGUAAUAAGGCAGAUUUUAUCCUCUGGGGUUUGCUGUGACACGGGAGCUCGGGACUGGGAAAGCUCCACUCCUCUGCCUGCCCCUGAGCGCUGGGCAGCCCGGAGCUGGUGCAGGAUGAGCUGGGGAAGAGCUGCCUGAGCCCAGAGCUGUGCAUGAGGAUGCAGAGAUGCCCCUGUCAGGACACUCGGGGCUGUCAGCAGCGAAUUCCAGCCGUGGCCUGGUGGUGCCGUGUGUCCCCACAGCCCUUCCUGGCAAACCCCAGCAAACCCCAGCAAAGCCCAUCAAACCCCAGCAAACCUCAGCAAACCCCAGCAGGAUUCAGCCCUCCCUGUCACAGGGAGCUGGGAUGAGCUGGGUGGGCCAGGUCAGGGAGCCCAGGUGCCAGCAGGACCAUGGAUAGUGGUAUAAAGGACAAUAGUAAUCCAAUGGUUUUAGGAGCCACUCACCUUGGUGCAAGUCCAAGUGAAAGUAAUGGGCCUCUCACUAGUCCUAAAUACAUCCAUACUCUUAACCCUAGUAACCCUCUCCACCCCCAUCCUAUUUCCACUUCUAUCCAACAACCUCAAGAACACCCCCAACACAAUUACAAACACAGCCAAAACCUCCUUCUUAAUCAGCCCAAUCCCAAUAGCAACCUACAUCCACUCCAGAACAGAAAGCCUCACCUCCUUCUGAGAAUGAGAAUUCAUUAUAAACUUCAAAAUCCCCAUCGGCCUAAAAAGAGACUUCUACUCCCUCACCUUCUUCCCCAUUGCACUGUUCAAGGUCCUGCUGGCACUGUGUCCCUACCCCACCUGAGCUGAGCUUUGUGAAAGGAUCCUCGUGUUCAUGGUUUCUGGGACAUAACUUAAGGGACAUUUUUGGGUUAUUUAUGUGACUGGGAAGGGAAUAAAGAGGAGUUUCUUAUCUGGGCAGGAGGAAUGGCCUGUCCUGGGCUUGCACAGCUCACCUGGCACAGAGCACAGCCCAGCAGCACAACCCGUGCUGGGCACUGGGCAUCCCAACCCAAUAAUGCUCACACUACAGAAAAACAGUGACUUUGAAAAAAAAACCCACUUUUUAAUUGUACAUCAGACAUAUUAAUUACAACUCGGGUAUAAUGAGAGGUGCUUACAAGCAGCAACCUGAAAUCAGAAGGUGCACAGAGUUGUUAUAAUCUCUAUUACAGCGAAUGCAAAAUAUACUCUGCAACAAAAAUA